Messenger RNA from Camellia sinensis, 604 nucleotides. The record is from RefSeq and is a predicted model, not a curated record. NCBI's taxonomy places the organism in Eukaryota, Viridiplantae, Streptophyta, Magnoliopsida, Ericales, Theaceae.
UCCUGCUUGGUAUGGGAUUGAUGAAGUUGAACUUGACAGAAGGAGGAGAUGCACAAGCACUGCUCGUACUCAGGUGCGCAACAUGAAGAAAACAGUAGUAGCUGGAAAGGAGUUGGAUAUAACAAGCACUUCUAAUGUAAAUGGAAUGCGCCGUGAACUAAUGAGGCUACCAAAUUCUCAUCAGACUGACAGAUCCAAUCAGUAUGCAGCUCAGGACAAUGAUGAUUUCAUAUCAUCAGAAUCAGACAGACAAGUACUUCUCAUAAAGCAACAGGAUGAGGAGCUGGAUGAGCUUAGCGCAAGUGUGGGGAUAAUUGGAGGUGUUGGGAUUACUAUACAUGAAGAACUCCUUGCACAGGAGAAGAUUAUAGAUGAUUUGGGUACGGAAAUGGAGAGUACAUCAAAUCGUCUUGAUUUUGUUCAGAAAAAGGUAGCUGUGGUGAUGAAGAAGGCUGGGGCUAAGGGGCAGAUCAUGAUGAUAUUGUUCUUGGUUGUUCUGUUCAUUGUUCUAUUUGUUCUGGUCUUCCUCACGUAGGCUAAGGAGGAAGGAACCAUUCGGCAAUUGCAUAUACGUGGAAGAGAAUGCUGAUGUUGAAGAAUAAGG